Messenger RNA from Ruditapes philippinarum (Manila clam), 6513 nucleotides. Its product is annotated as glucose-6-phosphate 1-dehydrogenase X-like. The coding region runs from base 373 to 1920 and encodes 515 amino acids. Gene Ontology annotation, molecular function: NADP binding; glucose-6-phosphate dehydrogenase activity. NCBI's taxonomy places the organism in Eukaryota, Metazoa, Mollusca, Bivalvia, Venerida, Veneridae. Gene Ontology annotation, cellular component: cytosol. The transcript is spliced from 12 exons. Gene Ontology annotation, biological process: pentose-phosphate shunt, oxidative branch; glucose metabolic process. The record is from RefSeq and is a predicted model, not a curated record.
GACUUACUGUAUAAUAUAUUUAUAGUUAAAUUUAACAUAAUAGAUAAAAAAAUAUUUAUGGCUUUUCUGUAAAUACAUUGUUCCGUUUGUUGACCCUAAAUGUAACCGUGUUUAAUCCAUACUACUUUAUUAGGUAGUAAAGUUCAAACAUUCGGGGUAUCUUAAUGCACUAUAAUUAUAAUGUAAAAGUGAAUCUUUACGAUAAAAUUACUGGAGAAAAAUUUGUAAUUGUAUGUAACCCAAUUAUACUAUAACUUCAUGCUUCACAUCUCAUGAUUGGUGUUGUUUUUUUUUUUUUGUGUGUGUUUAAUUUGAGAUCCCGGAUAUAGGGUUUAAGCUCGGAUAUAUAAAUACAUUUUACAAUUGACUUGGAUGUACAGACGUUAUAAACAGGAGCUAGCUAUGGCAACUAAGGAAAUUAGCAAAGUUUUCGUGCAAAUGCGAGAGGUUGUUGCAAGUGAUAAAAGCUCAAAUGUAUUUAUUGUCGUCGGGGCUUCGGGUGACUUAGCAAAAAAGAAAAUCUACCCAGUAUUAUGGGAGCUAUAUAAAGAUGAACUAUUACCAACACACACCUACAUUAUAGGGUAUGCCAGAAGUAACUUAACCCUAGAUCAGCUACAAGAACGAUGGGCCCCCUAUCUGAAGGUGUCGGAGAAGGAACAAGGAAAAUACAAAGAGUUUAUCAAGAUCAACAAAUAUUGUUCCGGGCAGUAUGACAAAACGUCCGAUUUUGGACGUCUUGAUAAAAUGAUUGCCGAUAUCGGCAACUGUAACAGACUGUUUUAUCUAGCCCUACCACCGUCAGUUUAUGAAACUGUAACCUUGAAUAUAAAAGCUGUAUGCAUGUCUAAAAGUGAUAAAUGGACUAGAGUGAUCAUAGAAAAACCAUUCGGCCGUGACCUUGACACCUCAGAACAUUUGUCCAAUCAUCUGUCAUCAUUGUUCCGCGAGGAGGAAAUCUACAGAAUCGACCACUACCUCGGCAAAGAAAUGGUCCAAAAUCUCAUGGUUUUAAGGUUUGGGAACAGAAUAUUCAGCCCUAUAUGGAAUAGAGAUAGUAUAGCAUCAGUUGUAAUCAGUUUCAAGGAGCCAUUUGGAACACAAGGCAGGGGAGGUUACUUUGAUGACUUUGGUAUAAUCAGAGAUGUAAUGCAGAAUCACCUGCUACAGCUGAUGACCUUGGUUGCCAUGGAGAAACCACCAACUACUGCAGCAGAAGAUAUUAGAAAUGAAAAGGUCAAGGUGUUGAAGAGCGUACCACCAAUCACUAUUGAUAACGUAGUACUAGGACAAUACGUGGGUAACCCCGAUGGGAAAGGUGAUGAGAAGCAAGGGUACCUAGAUGAUCCAACAGUCCCUGCAGGUUCAGUGACGCCGACAUUUGUAACAGCAGCAUUAUUUGUACGCAAUGAGAGAUGGGACGGUGUUCCAUUUAUACUAAGAUGCGGAAAAGCAUUAAAUGAACGCAAGGCAGAGGUGCGUGUACAGUUCAAGGAAGUACCAGGUGAUAUAUUCAGCGAGGGGAAGGUUAAACGUAAUGAGCUCGUUAUUCGGGUGCAGCCCAAUGAGGCUGUGUACAUGAAGAUGAUGACUAAGAGCCCGGGUAUGAGUUUUGACUGUGAGGAGACCGAGUUAGAUCUCACAUACGGUAGUAGAUACAAGGGAGUUAAAAUGCCGGAGGCUUAUGAGCGCCUUAUUCUAGAUGUAUUUACUGGAUCUCAAAUCAACUUUGUACGCUCAGACGAGUUAUACCAAGCUUGGAGAAUCUUUACACCACUUUUACACAAGAUUGAAAACGAGAAGCCGAAGCCCAUCCCAUACAAAUAUGGAAGUCGAGGCCCUGCAGAAAAUGAUGAGCUGUUUGCUAAACACAACUUCACCUACACUGGAACAUACAAGUGGUCUCCCAGCAAAAUAUGAGAUUUUUUGUGGGGGUUAUUUUUGGUGCAAGACAAUUUAUACCAAUCGAAGGACUUUGGUUUACACUGUACGAAGAUGAAAGAUCUAAUUUUAUACUAUUAUGAAGGAUAUUUAUUUAUGCCAGGGAUAGAAUUUAGCAAUAAUUUCUACUUGCAAAUUUUUGCAAGUGAUCAAAUGAUUAACUGGCAAUAUGAGGUAGUCAACUGGCAUUUCCAUUAUCAUGUAUCUUAUUAUUAUAAUACACAAUGACAAUGUAUUUUGAACAUAUUAUGGUAUGACAAUUCUUAGGACCUUCAUUAAUUUUAGCAUAUUUUGUACUUGAUUACACCAACAGCCUGAAAACUCAGAGGUACUGAUCUACUUAAAUAAAUAUUUCAGCUUAUAAGUAAACACUUUACAGAGGAGUGCUACGCAUUUACAUUGGACCCUGAUAAAACAACAUGUGUUUGGCUGUUAUAAAUAGUCCAUCAAAACAUAGUCACAGAAAAAAUAAGAUAGAGCAACCAAAAAUUGAUUUUUAAGUUUUUAAGGUAAACUUCAUCAAUUACUGCAUCUGGUACAGUAAACAUCAUCAGUUUCUGCAGCAGGCAGUUGCCAAGCAUCAUCAUCAGCUCAGAAGAUAUCAAUAAUGUAAAAGUCCAAAAUGAACAGUCACUUGCAAAUAAAUGCCAGCUAGAGUAAUUUUUACUGGCAUUAUUAGAUUUUAACUGGCAUUUUGCCAGUAUGCCAGCUUAAAUUCGAACCCUGUAUGCUGUUUAUCAAGGAUUUUAAUUUAAACGGGUAUAAAAAAUUUCGAUGAAUACCAGUAUGAAGGUGAAAGAUUUAAAUGAAGGAUUUAGUUUUAUAAUGGGAUGAAGGAUGGUGAUGUAUACCAGUAUGAAGAUGUAGGACUUAAUUUAUAUCAUUAAUUUAUGAAAGAUACUUAUAAUUAUACCAGCAUUAUUAAAGAUUAAAAAAAAAAUAACCAGUAUAAUUAUAGGAACUUCUUUUCUUUGAAAGCUUACCAGUAAUGAAGGAUUUAAUUUUAUACUGGUAUGAAAUGGUUAAAAGUGUAAAUAUACUGAUAUGAAUAAUUUUAUCGUAUACCAGUACAAAGGUAUUUUUAUUUAUACCAGUAUUCCUAUUUUUCAUUUUUACCAGUUACAGUACCAAUAAUACUGAUAUUAAUAAGUUUAACAUAAGAUUUUUUUAUUUAUACUGGUAUUGCUAUUUUAAAUUUAUACCAGUUCCAAUUAUACUGAUAUGAAUAAUUUUAAUAUAUACCAGUACAAAGGAAUUUUUAUAUACCGGGUAUACCGAUUUUGCUAUUUUAAAUUUAUACAUGUACUAGUACCAAUUAUACUGAUAUGAAUUACUGUAUAUUAAUGUUUACCAGCACAAAGGAAUUUUUAUUUAUACAGUACAAGUAGUAUUAUUUUGAAUUCAUAAUAUACCAGUACCAAGUUAAUGUUUACCUUCAGAAAGGAUUUUAUUCAUAUGGGUGAUUUAUUCAUUAUAUUAAAUUACAGUAUUCAUGAUCAAAAUCUGGUCAACAAUAAGUACCAGUUGUACAUUCUUGCUGUAUAUCAUAUGAGCCGCGUCAUGACAAAACCAACAUAGUGCGUUUGCGACCAGCAUGGAUCCAGACCGGCCUGCGCAUCUGCGCAGUCUGAUCAGGAUCCAUGCUGCUCGCUAUCAGUUUCUCUACUUGUUAUAGAGUCUGUAAGCGAACAGCAUGAAUCCUGAUCAGACUGCGCGGAUGCGCAGGCUGGUCUGGAUCCAUGCUGGUCGCAAACCCAUUAUGUUGGUUUUAUCGUGACACUGCUCAUAUGUCUUUAAAAAGUGUAAGUUGUAAUUCCUAAUAUAUUAUUAUUAGGUGAUAAAUUAUAAUGCCCAAUCAAAUGAGAGAGUGAUCCACAACUAUUUUGUUUGUAGUAGGUUACAUGCAAAACUACGCAAAAAAAAAAUGUUGUAAACCAUUAAAAAAAUCGAACAGAAAAAAAUGGGGUUAUUUUAAUUUUUUUUCUUAAAUAGCUGAUUUUAUUUUCUCUUGAGAAAUAAUGUUAUUUAAGAUGUAAAUUCUCUCUGUGAGGGAAAUAUCAAAACUUAAAAAAUACUGAAAAAAACUCAGAAAGGAAAUUUUAGAAAGUUAAAUUUCUUUUGUUUCUUAUUCAAAAUUUCUUUUGUAUCCUUAAUAUAAAAAAAAAUAAAAAAUACUCUGAAAGGAGAAUUUUUAUUUGUAUCUUAUUAAAAAUGAAAAAAAUACUCGUAAAGGAGAAUUAAUUUCUUUUUUUUUAUACUUGGAAAGGAGAAUUUCUGUUGUAUCUUAUAAAAAAUUUAAAGCACCUUUGAAAGAAGAAAUUCUUUUGUAUAUUAUCAAAAAUUGAAAAAUACUCGGAAAGGAGAAUUAAUUUCUUUUGUAUCUUUAAUAUCAAAAAUUAAAAUAUACCCGGAAAAGUGAAUUUCUUUUGUAUAUUAUCAAUAAUUUAAAAAUACUCGGAAAAGGAGAAUUUCUUUUUAAACCAUGGUCAUGAACCCUGGACAUACAUUUUUUUUUAAAUGGAAAGUUGAGUAUAAAGCUUUGUUAGGGGAAAACUUUUUUUUUUACUUUUUUUUUCUAGAAUAAAUAUAAUUUUGUGACAAUAGGAUUUUUUUGUACUUGUUUACUUACAUAUCAGGCUAUAAUAUCAUGACCUAUAUUGCUUGAUUAUUAUUGCUCUUUACUUGUAUUGAAUGUUUUCUGUGCCUUAGAAUAUGGGCAGUAUUUUUUUCAUGCUUUCAUUUUUCUCAAAAAAACAACUGGCUUAAUUAUUUUAUUCUCUUUAAAAGUAUAGUUAGAUAGAAAAUAGUUAUAAUUUCAAUUUUAUUGUAAUAUUUAUAUGUUAUCAUAUACAAGUACAUAUAUUGAAAUGGCAAAGAUAGGGUAUACUUGUAUCAAACUAUGUGACUUUUAGCAAUUUACUUGUAUAGAAAUUAUUGUAUGAAUAUACUCAUAUAAUGAAAUGGCAUUGGAUGAAAGGCUGUCUGAGGAAUAUUGCAUUGAAAUGCUAUUUCAUUAUGGCAUAGGUUUUUUUUUAUUUCUGUCUCGGAUAUAUCUUUCGUAUCAAAGUAGUUUGCAACUUCUGUAGCAAAUUACCUAAAUAGACAAUUUAAUACUAUUUGUCUAAUUAUCAAAAUAGCAGCAGACUUCGGGAAAUGGACAAAAAGCUCUCCAGUCCUGUCAUUUUCAGAGGGUGUGGGGGGAUGGCUUUUGUCCCUACUCAUUUUUGGACAGGAGGGCUUUAGUCCUACACUUGCAUACUUCAGUAGCAUUCUACCUAAAUAGCCAAUAUACUAUUUGUCUAAUUAGAAUUUAGACAGGUUGCGUCUCGUGUUUUAAUGUCCCAACUUUUUUUAUAUACAAUCAUAUUGAAUGAUCACCCCCUCAAUCAUCUUAUGUGUACCCUAUUUCUGGGUUUAAUAAAAGAAUCAAGAUAUAUUUUUAUAUAAAAUUCACAAGUUUGGUUGAGAUCAUACAGUGGCAAACUUUUACAUUCAGGUUUUACAGUAUUUUUUUUUUUUUUUUUUUUUUGCAAAUACAUUUGUCUGCCAAAAUUGCAUAAUUGUAAACAUAGAAUCUCACUACAGUUUGGUAAACAUCUAAGAAUUGAAUGUAUGUUAUAACAGGUCAGAGCAAAAUACUGCAAGUUUUAACUUUUAAGUCUGCUGCCGGCAACAGAUUUUACGUAUGUGACCAGUGCAGACCAUGAUCAGCACUCAAAUCUGUGCCAUCUGAAUAUGGUCUGCACUGUUCUCUAUUCAGUCGUACAUAUUUUAAAACUUUCCCUAAAAUGUUGAAUAAUUUUAUCCAGAUUGAAAGAUGGGCAGUUAUUUGGCGAGGCUUUGAUUAAUGUAAGAUUUGCCGCGUUGUACAAGCGGUCUGGUGUUAUUUGUUGUCUGUUUUCAACAUGUGUUACAUGCAAAAAUAAAAGUUUACAAUUAAUGACUAUCAACAGCUUGAACCUCAAACAUUUCUAUCUUAAAUGAUUCUCUUAUUCUGGUCCCUCCACUGACUUAACUUCUUGUGAAGACUAUCUAUCAUUCUAUAUUAAUUUAGCGUUUAUGCUCAUACAUUUUAGCCUUACAUUCAUGUGCAGCUGUUGUAGCAAGUACGGACCAAUUUACUGACCAGUUCUUUGCAAAUAGCUGCCAUUUUUUACCAUUUGACCGGGUCUUUAAUUUACUUACAAAUUCUUUGCAAAUAGCUGCCAUUUUUUACAUUUGACCGGGUCUUUAAUUUACUGACCAGUUCUUUGCAAAUAGCUGCCAUUUUUUACAUUGACCCGGUCUUUUAGUUACUGACGUGAAAUCGAAAGUAUUAUAAAAAAAACUCUUGUCGUUACACUGGACAAUAUUUCUUGUAUUUCUUGUCUUGUUUAGAAUGAUUUUUGCUAUACCUUUUUUUAUAUUUUGCAAAUGUUUACAGUUUUUAGUCUACCCAGUGAAGAUUUGAACUGUUUCAGUAUAUAUAUUUUAAUGAUUUGUUAUGUGUAAUCAUACAUGAAAAUAUUUACUCAUGAAUGUGUACUUAUGUUUUACAAAAUUAAAAAUGAUUAAAAUAUUUUGGAAGGUCAA